Elgaria multicarinata webbii is the source of this 1987-nucleotide messenger RNA. RefSeq names its product potassium voltage-gated channel subfamily A member 6-like. The coding region runs from base 1 to 1986 and encodes 661 amino acids. NCBI's taxonomy places the organism in Eukaryota, Metazoa, Chordata, Lepidosauria, Squamata, Anguidae. The record is from RefSeq and is a predicted model, not a curated record. Gene Ontology annotation, molecular function: delayed rectifier potassium channel activity; protein binding. The transcript has 2 exons. Gene Ontology annotation, cellular component: voltage-gated potassium channel complex; membrane. Gene Ontology annotation, biological process: potassium ion transmembrane transport; protein homooligomerization.
AUGAGCCUGAAGCAAAGCGAAGCAACAGGAGGAGCAGAACAGCUGGGUAGGGCCGGGGAGCUGCCCGGCGCUUUGAAGGACAGACGGCCGCCCGGGCUCCCGGCAGAGGCAGCCGGGGAAAGGGAGAGCGGCGUGUCGUGGCGAAAGCAGGCAGGAGUCACGGCCCACCGACUGCGAUGCUUGCGAGUCUGGAAGGCGAACAGGGGGGAGGCGGAGGAAGCGGGUUUGGCUGGCUGGCGGAGCUUUCUCAAGGAGAAAGAAGGACAGAGGGAGCGACGGGCCACUGAUGGCUGGAAGACCUCGGCGGAGCUAGACGGGGCUCCCCUCUUUCUAAACCGGACGAGCGGCGGCGGCCAAGGGCUCCGGGGGGCGUCGGAGGAACAGGCAGGGAGAGGGGCAGAGGCGUCGCUGCCCAUGGCCGCUCCUGGUGCUGUCGCUGGCGGCUGCGGGCAGGAGCCAGAGGACCAACCGGUGCGCGCGGAGGAGGAGCGCAGCAGCAGUUGCUGUUGCAGCAGCGAGCGCCUGGUGAUCAACAUCUCCGGGCUGCGCUUUGAGACGCAGCUGUGCACCUUGGCUGUCUUUCCGGACACGCUGCUGGGAGACCCUAGCCGCCGCGUCCGCUACUUUGACCCGCUGCGCAAUGAGUACUUCUUCGACCGCAACCGGCCCAGCUUCGAUGCCAUCCUCUAUUACUACCAGUCUGGCGGGAGGCUUCGCAGACCCAUCCAUGUGCCUUUGGACAUCUUCAUGGAAGAGAUCCGCUUCUACCAGCUGGGCCAAGAGGCCAUAGAGACCUUCCGUGAGGACGAGGGCUUCAUCCAGGAGGAGGAGAAGCCUCUGCCCCAACACCACUUCCAGCGCCAGGUGUGGCUUCUUUUUGAGUACCCAGAGAGUUCUGGGCCUGCUCGGGGUAUUGCCAUUGUCUCAGUGUUGGUCAUUCUCAUCUCUAUUGUUAUCUUCUGUCUGGAGACGUUGCCUGAGUUUCGUCAGGAGAGCAAGGGGGCAUCUAUGAGUUAUGGAGAUAGCAGCCAGAUCGGCUUCCAAAAGGACCUCCAUGAUGAGCACCCUUUGUUUUUGCUCCCACAGCAGCCAGAUGAAUGGACUCCACCACCCAUUCGCCCCCAGUCAGGUGCUAGUCCAUUCUUCACUGACCCCUUCUUUCUAAUUGAAACACUUUGCAUCAUCUGGUUCUCCUUCGAGCUGCUGGUGCGCUUCUUUGCCUGCCCCAGCAAGCCUGAGUUCUCCAGGAACAUCAUGAACAUCAUCGACAUUGUAGCCAUUAUCCCUUACUUCAUCACUCUGGGCACAGAGCUGGCUCAAGAGCAGCAGAAGAAGGAGCAACCAGGCAGCACCAGCAAUGGCGGCCAGCAGCAAGCCAUGUCCUUGGCUAUCCUGAGAGUCAUCCGCCUGGUUAGGGUCUUCAGGAUCUUCAAGCUCUCCAGACACUCCAAGGGGCUGCAGAUCCUGGGAAAGACACUACAAGCCAGCAUGAGGGAACUGGGGCUUCUCAUCUUCUUCCUUUUCAUUGGGGUAAUCCUCUUCUCCAGUGCGGUGUAUUUUGCGGAGACCGAUGACCCAGAGUCUUUAUUCACUAGCAUCCCUGAUGCUUUCUGGUGGGCAGUCGUGUCCAUGACCACUGUGGGUUAUGGAGACAUGUACCCUAUGACCAUUGGGGGCAAGAUCGUGGGCUCCUUGUGUGCUAUUGCUGGUGUGCUCACCAUUGCCCUGCCAGUACCUGUCAUUGUAUCCAACUUCAACUACUUCUACCACCGAGAAACUGACCAAGAGGAGCAGUGCCAGUAUACUCAUGUCACCUGUGGCCAACAGCAGUCACCUUUCUCUGAGCCCAAGAAAGGUGAUAGCAACCAGUCACUCAGUAAAUCUGAUUUUCUGGAUGCAGAAGAUGUAAACUCCAUGAAAUACUCCAGCUUUAUUCUAACUGGAAACCAGGCUUACAAAGGGAACAAAUUGUUGACUGAAGUGUAAU